Amblyraja radiata (thorny skate) is the source of this 2213-nucleotide messenger RNA. It is a transcript of the gene msi1b, whose product is annotated as musashi RNA binding protein 1b. Gene Ontology annotation, cellular component: cytoplasm. Bases 114 to 1232 code for a protein of 372 amino acids. Gene Ontology annotation, biological process: regulation of translation; central nervous system development. The transcript is spliced from 15 exons. The record is from RefSeq and is a predicted model, not a curated record. Gene Ontology annotation, molecular function: mRNA binding. Lineage: Eukaryota; Metazoa; Chordata; Chondrichthyes; Rajiformes; Rajidae.
CUUCCCUCCCUCCCUCCCGCCAGUGACGAUCCCUUGCUCCCCGCCACCCCCCCUCUGUGCAUCCCUACCUCUGCGAUACGGGCCCUUACUUGCCUGGCUGGGACUGGAAGGUAAUGGAGGCGGACGCAAACCAAGCCAACUCGGUCCUCAGUACCGACUCACAGCACGAUCCCUGCAAAAUGUUCGUCGGGGGACUGAGCUGGCAAACCACACAAGAAGGUCUGAAGGAAUAUUUCUGUAAAUUUGGGGAUGUAAAGGAGUGCAUGGUGAUGCGGGAUCCUGUUACAAAACGAUCAAGAGGAUUCGGCUUUGUCACUUUUGUUGACCAAACGGGCGUAGAUAAAGUUCUGGCGCAACCGAGACACGAACUCGAUUCUAAGACGAUCGAUCCCAAGGUGGCUUUUCCACGGCGAGCACAACCAAAGAUGGUGACCAGGACAAAGAAGAUCUUUGUGGGUGGAUUGUCAGUGAACACUACGGUGGAGGAUGUCAAGCAGUAUUUUGACCAGUUUGGAAAGGUAGACGACGCCAUGCUGAUGUUUGAUAAGACAACUAAUCGGCAUCGAGGGUUUGGGUUUGUGACCUUUGAGAGCGAGGACAUCGUGGAGAAGGUGUGUGAGAUCCACUUCCACGAGAUCAACAACAAGAUGGUGGAGUGUAAGAAAGCGCAGCCUAAGGAAGUGAUGUCGCCGACUGGAACGGCCCGAGGUCGCUCCAGGGUCAUGCCCUACGGCAUGGACGCCUUCAUGCUGGGGAUAGGCAUGCUGGGGUACCCGGGAUUCCAGGCUGCUUCCUACGCGAGUCGGGGCUACACUGGACUCACGCCUGGCUACACCUACCAGUUCCCAGGUCCGUUGCUGCUGCCUCCAACCGCAACCCUUCCAUCAUCAGCUGGGAGAGCGGGCCAGACCGGGGUACAGACCUCCCAGUGGCCACCCUCAAUGCUGCUCCAGGACUGGCCAACAGGAGCGAUCCCCCUCACCGCGUACGGACCAAUGGCGGCGGCUGCCGCGGCAGCUGUAGUUCGCGGGACAGGCUCCACCCCGACCCGCACGGGCGGGUUCCUGGGGACCACCAGCCCGGGGCCGAUGGCCGACCUGUAUGCGGCCGCCAACCAGGACUCGGGGGUGAGCAGCUACAUCAGUGCGGCCAGCCCUGCGCCCAGCACUGGGUUUGGCCACAGCCUCGGGGGCCCGUUGAUCGCGACAGCUUUCACAAACGGUUACCACUAAAGCAGAGGCCUGCAAAUCUGAAAAAGGAGGGCCUUGCCUGCGAGCACGAGGAUGGGAUGUGGGCCUUGGUGGAGCUCAGGCAACUUUGACCAUUUUACUGCACACACUGACUUACUACCAUUAACCCACCUCCCACCGCCCCGUCCCAACAACUGAAGAGAACAUCUCACUCCUACACUAACAUUCAAAGUUUACGCUUCUUUGUUUCUCCUGACUUUUUUUAAUUUAUUUUAUUUUAAUUUUAUUUUUAGCUUAAGGAUCGAUCAGUUUUAAGCCGUGUCUUCCUUUUGACGUUGUUGCUUAUUUGAAAGUGUUUAGAUGCAUACUUUUUAAGAUGAGAGUUUGUGAUUGUGUUAGAACAUUUUUGCUGAGGAACUUUUUUUUUUUUGUUCUUUUUUUUUUGCUUCAUAUCUUUUGACCUUUUAUUUUGCCAGAUCUUGUUUUUAAUGAGUAAGAGCUAAAGAGGGUAAUGUAAAACACUCCAAAAGAAAAUGAAAUCUUGUCUAAAUACAAUUUAUUUUGAUAUUCUUUGUAAAUGUCAUCUAUUAACACUGAAUUCCAGUUAGCAUGGAUCAAACAUCUGCAGGUCAAAAAUGUAUAUUUUGGUAAAAAAAAAAACACUAUGAAUCAUAAAAGUAUUUUUUUCUGAAAUUGGAUAAAACGUUUCUGUAAAAUAUGUAAAUAGAACAAGCUGGAUUUGUAUUUGCCUUCUGCACAAAAGGUUCUUUUUUGAGUACAGUAGUAUUUUUCAGAAAAGGUUAGUUUGCAGGUGCCUACACAGCCUGAGGAUUAGCAAUACUGUAGUGAACUCCCAGCAAAAUCUUGUAGUUGGUGUUUUUAUGGGGCUAAUAUUACCGUAGGAUUGCUUUUUAUUCUCUGACUUCUCAUUUAAAUGAAGGACAUUGGUUAAAGAUUUAAAAAAUAUUAAAAGAUGACCAGUAACCUGAAGAGGGUCAUGAAGCUGCUAAAGAAACAACAUUU